CGCGAGUACCUAGCAUGCCAUGGCUUGUGCCAUUUCAUAAUUGGUAAACGCCAUAGCGCCACACAUCCGGUUUGCACUCGCUUAGACGGAGUUGUAAUCAUGGUUACACUGAUUCCCAAGCGCUUGGAAUGUCAGCAAGGCGGCUAUGGACUCCCAGAGAACAGGGGAGCGAAUAUAAAUAAAGGGAACCCUCUUGACGAUUUGCGGCCCAAACAAAAUUCAACCAUCAGCAAGACGUCCUCAAAGCAAGAACUCGAAAGUGAAAACUAGAUUCUAUCAAUAUAUAUUAAAUCCUUCACUAAUACAAAAAUCACAUCAAGCCAGAUGGCUAAACUUUCUGAAAUCCGUUCAGUCAAUGCCUCACUGAAGUCAUCACGGUCGGGAAUAACGGCCGUGGUUGUGGGUGGAACCAACGGCAUUGGCCGGGGAUUCUUGACCGCGCUCGCCUCACAGACGGAUAACCCAAAGAUAUACGUGGUGGGUCGGAGCCCUGAGGUGCUCUCGACUAUAAUUUCGGAGCUCCAGUCGUCGAACAGCACCGGGACGUACAUUCCAGUCCAGGCCGGAGAUCUGAGCCUGCUCUCCGAGGUUGACAAAGCGACGGCGCAGAUCCUUGGCAAAGAGUCGAAAAUAGACCUCCUCUUCAUGUCGCAAGGCUUCCUAUCAUUCGGCGCUAGGAAUGAGACGCCCGAAGGUCUCGACAAGAUAACUUCUAUUAGGCACUAUGCCCGCACAUUAUUCAUACUCAACCUGCUGCCCCUGCUGAACGUCGCACCGUCGCCACGCGUCAUAUCCGUAGUCGCUGGCGGCCUCGAAGGUCCCAUCUUCCCGUCGGAUCUCGAGUUCAAAGAUCCAAAGAAUUACAGCUUGGGCAAGGUCGCCGGUGCAACGGCUAGUUAUAUCACCCUCACGUUGGAGCAGUUACAGAAGCGCAAUCCAAAGAUCAGCUUCAUCCAUGCAUUCCCCGGCCUGGUGAGAACAAAUCUCUUCAACACAGAGCAUUUCGGAUUUGCAGUCAAGUUUCUUGUAAACUGGAUUGUCCUCCCUACGGUAGGGCGUUUCCUUUUCAGCUCGGCGGAGGAAUCAGGGGAGCGUUUCUUGUAUCUGGCUUCGAGCCCAGACUUUGGAGCGCAGGAUGUAGGUAAUACCUUGGCUUUGGGAUCGAAUGGCAAGAAGGGCAGUGGUUCAUACACUGUGAAUGAGAAGCCGGAGGCUGUGCAUAAUGAUAAAGUCCUCGUUCCUCUAAGGGAGGAUGGUUCAGAUGUCAAGAUCUGGGAGCAUACGCUAGGGGAGUUGGAGAGAGUUUUACAGAGGAAGAUUUAGAAGGCAUCGGUAAUAAUGAAUCUCUAAUAUAGAAAGAAAAAAAAUUGUAUCUUUCAUCACGUUGCAUUGUUCAGAGUUCUUGUCGCUCAAGCUUAGCGACAUGCAACUUCAAAUGCCGAAAAGUAAUGUUGUGUCUCUAAUAUAGAAUACAAUUA
Molecule: messenger RNA, 1478 nt
Organism: Truncatella angustata
Lineage: Eukaryota; Fungi; Ascomycota; Sordariomycetes; Amphisphaeriales; Sporocadaceae
Product: short-chain dehydrogenases/reductase
Exons: 1
Coding region: 325-1323 (332 amino acids)
Biological process (GO): secondary metabolic process
Source: RefSeq, a predicted model, not a curated record